Messenger RNA from Suillus paluster, 226 nucleotides. RefSeq lists its product as uncharacterized. The coding region runs from base 7 to 210 and encodes 67 amino acids. The record is from RefSeq and is a predicted model, not a curated record. The transcript has 3 exons. NCBI's taxonomy places the organism in Eukaryota, Fungi, Basidiomycota, Agaricomycetes, Boletales, Suillaceae.
CCUUCGAUGUACAACGCGCUUGGGUUUGGAAAGGGCGAUACUAUUCUUGCAAUCGUGGCUAUUGUGAUAGGAUGUCCCGCACCGUGGAUACUUUGGAAUUACGGGGAACGGAUACGGAAUAGCAGCCAACUGAUGAAAGGGAUAGCAAGAUUGGAGCGACCGGGGGCUCGGGUAGCCCUGAUAGAUUCGCGAACGCUCACAAUUUUUUAAUUAUGCGGACAUUAAU